GUCUCUUCUCCCUCCCCCCCUCUCUCUCACUCCGGAUCGAUCAGCUUAGCUCCACCCAACCCCCAGCCGCGUCGACUAGCUGAGCUGAGCUUUCCCUUGGCCUAUAUACUCUCUCUCUCUCUUCUCGCCCCACCCUACUCCUUCUAGUACCUCCGAGCUAAGCCACUCCACCGCCGAUUGAUCGCGUCACGGCGGCGCAGCCCGGCCGCCAGCGUCGUCCGUCCGAUCGGCAGAUCUGAGGAGGGAGAAAGGUUUGCUGCUGCUUGUGCUAGGACGUCAUGCAGGGAGGCGGCGGCGGGGAUAGCUCCGGCGGCGGCGGCGGCGAGGCGCCGCGGCCGAGCAGGUACGAGUCGCAGAAGCGGCGGGACUGGCACACGUUCGGGCAGUACCUGCGCAACCACCGGCCGCCGCUGGAGCUGUCGCGGUGCAGCGGCGCGCACGUGCUGGAGUUCCUCCGGUACCUGGACCAGUUCGGGAAGACGAAGGUGCACGCCGCGGGGUGCCCCUUCUUCGGCCACCCCUCGCCGCCGGCGCCGUGCCCGUGCCCGCUCCGCCAGGCGUGGGGCAGCCUCGACGCGCUCGUCGGCCGCCUCCGCGCCGCCUUCGAGGAGCACGGCGGCCGCCCCGAGGCCAACCCCUUCGGCGCCCGCGCCGUCCGCCUCUACCUCCGCGAGGUCCGCGACAGCCAGGCCAAGGCCCGCGGCAUCGCCUACGAGAAGAAGCGCCGCAAGCGCCCGCCCACCUCCUCGUCUUCGUCUCAGGCCGCCGCCGCCGCCGCCGCCGCCACCUCCCCGGCGAGCCCAGCCGCUAGCCCGACGCCGCCACCGCCACCGCCGACGGAGAGAUCAGCCGACGUGCGGCCGAUGCCACCGGAGGGCCACUUCUUCAUCCCGCACCCACACUUCAUGCACGGACACUUCCUCGUACCGGGCGGCGACGCCGACCACCACCACCAGGUCUCCAACGCCGGCAAUGGCGGCAACACCAACACCAACACCAACACCAACACCGGCGGCGGCGGCGGCAACGGCGACGAGAUGGCGGUGGCGAUGGCGGCGGUGGCGGAGGCGCACGCGGCGGGGUGCAUGCUGCCGCUGUCCGUGUUUAACUAGCAGUAAUAUUCAGAGAUCAGCAGCAUAUAGCAAAAAUCAAGGUAGGGCUUAAUCAAAUCCGGGGGAGGGUUUUAAUUAAUGGAUUACUCCAACCUUAGUUCGUUAAAACCGAUCGAUCGAUCGAUGGAUCGAUGCGUCUCAUCAUGAUGGAAUGAUGGAUUCGAUUGGAUUCGAUUCGAUCGAGCUAUCAACGUAGCGCUACUGUGUAUGUACUGUUUGUGUUCUUAUCAAACUCUACUCUUUUGGUUACAUUUCCUGAGCUGCAUGCCCCGGAGUGCCUGCCUGCUACUGUAGGGUUUUUAGUACUUCUGUCAUCAUGCUUUGGCUUUCUGUAUGGUAUGCUCAUCAUCAUCAUCAUCCAUAAUUAAUAUAAUGCAAGGUUAAUUUUAUUUCAAGUGUA
Oryza sativa Japonica Group (Japanese rice) is the source of this 1512-nucleotide messenger RNA. The record is from RefSeq and is a predicted model, not a curated record. NCBI's taxonomy places the organism in Eukaryota, Viridiplantae, Streptophyta, Magnoliopsida, Poales, Poaceae.